UCUGCGGUCCCCGGUCCGCCGCCAAGUUGACUCCGCCGCUGCUGCCUUCUUGUCAGUGGCGUGGUCUAUUGUCGCAAAUUUCCUUUCUUCGAUUGCACAUCAUUUUUCAAUUCCAUUAAAUCUGUCAGAAUGGGCAAGAAGGAGGAAGAGGAGAUAAUCAGAAUCGCGAAGAAGAUGGAUAAAAUGGCGCAGAAGAAGAACGGGGCUGGAGCUUUGGAUUUGUUGAAGGAGUUGCGUAAUGUUCCUAUGACACUGGAGCUUCUUCAGUCCACCAGAAUUGGUAUGUCGGUUAAUGCCAUCCGCAAGCAAAGCACAGACGAGGAGGUGACGUCUUUAGCAAAGUCGUUGAUCAAAUCAUGGAAAAAGCUUUUGGAUGAGCCUGGAGGUGGAGAUAAAGCUUCAGAAGAGAAGAGGAAAGACCAAUCAACGCCUGUUCUCUCUCCCUCACAAGGAAGUCCCGAGGCGAAAGAAGAGAGCAGUUCCAGCAGUAAUUCCAGCAGCAAGAGCGAAUCUUCUGAAGUCGCUCCCAACACAUUAAACAACGCUUUUCCUCGUGCUCCGAGCACAUUUGACUCUAUCAGGAUCAAGUGUAGAGAGAUGCUGACCAAUGCUCUACAGACUGGAGAUGAUUAUAUUGCUAUCGGAGCUGAUUGUGAGGAGCUCGGAGCACAGAUUGAGGAAAGUAUCUUCCAAGAGUUUAAGAACACAGACAUGAAAUACAAGAACCGUGUGCGGAGUCGGAUCUCGAAUCUAAAGGACGUAAAAAACCCUAAUUUAAGGAGGACGGUGCUAUGUGGGAGUGUAACUCCAGAGCGGAUGGCCAAGAUGACUGCAGAGGAAAUGGCCAGCGAUGAACUGAAGGAAAUGAGGAAGAAUUUGACCAAAGAAGCUGUCAGGGACCACCAGAUGGCCACCACUGGGGGCACCCAGACUGAUCUGUUCACCUGUGGCAAAUGCAAGGGGAAGAACUGCACGUACACACAGGUUCAAACUCGUAGUGCUGAUGAGCCGAUGACCACAUUUGUCUUCUGCCAACAGUGUGGGAAUAGGUGGAAGUUCUGCUGAACCCACGACACUCCCAAGUAGCAAAAUUCCUGGACCAGGUUCUGUCCUUCUGCAACAGAUUGGCUCUUUGUUUUCUGUGGUACAUCGUACUCAACAUCCCAAACAGAGACACCACUUCGGUUACUGUUUAAACAAAUAUCUUGUUAAUAGAUCGAGUUUGUUGUCACUAGCCCUAAUGGCCUCUUUUAAGCUCUUAUUCUGUUGUUAUUAGUUGUUUCUCACUGUCAGAUAU
Messenger RNA from Nematolebias whitei (Rio pearlfish), 1297 nucleotides. RefSeq names its product transcription elongation factor A (SII), 1 (gene tcea1). The record is from RefSeq and is a predicted model, not a curated record. Gene Ontology annotation, biological process: DNA-templated transcription; transcription elongation by RNA polymerase II; positive regulation of transcription by RNA polymerase II. Gene Ontology annotation, cellular component: nucleus. The transcript is spliced from 10 exons. Lineage: Eukaryota; Metazoa; Chordata; Actinopteri; Cyprinodontiformes; Rivulidae. Gene Ontology annotation, molecular function: zinc ion binding; nucleic acid binding. The coding region runs from base 130 to 1065 and encodes 311 amino acids.